AUGAAUCAAGAAAUGAAUGGAGUAGAAGCUGAAAAGCUUCAAGAGAAAAUAGAUUAUGUGUUUAAGGUUGUUGUGAUUGGUGAUUCUGCAGUAGGAAAAACGCAAAUAUUGUCAAGGUUUACAAAAAAUGAGUUCUGUUUUGACUCAAAAUCAACCAUUGGUGUUGAGUUUCAAACAAAAACUGUCACUAUUAACGGUAAGCUCAUCAAAGCUCAGAUCUGGGAUACUGCUGGCCAAGAAAGGUACAGAGCGGUGACAAGUGCAUACUACAGAGGAGCAUUAGGGGCCAUGCUAGUCUACGACAUAACUAAAAGACAAACAUUUGAUCAUGUUGCUAGAUGGGUUGAGGAACUGAGAUCACACGCCGACGGUUCGAUCGUCAUCAUGUUAAUUGGUAACAAAGGUGAUCUUGUGGACCAAAGAGCUGUACAAACUGAAGAUGCUGUGGAGUUUGCAGAGGAUCAGGGCCUUUUUUUCUCAGAAACUUCUGCUUUUAGCGGUGAAAAUGUUAACUCUGCUUUUUUGAAGUUGCUUCAAGAGAUUAAUAUGGUUGUUUCUAAAAGGUCUUUGGUGUGUAAUAAUGGGAUUAAGGGAAAUGGUAAUCAUGAUGUUGCAGCACUUAAAGGGGAGAAAAUUGAUAUAAUUUCAGGUUCUGAAUUGGAAAUUAGUGAAAUGAAGAAAUUGCCUUCAUGUUCUUGUUGA
Messenger RNA from Lathyrus sativus (Indian pea), 702 nucleotides. The record is from the annotation of a GenBank genome assembly. Lineage: Eukaryota; Viridiplantae; Streptophyta; Magnoliopsida; Fabales; Fabaceae.